GGUAACGGCGGCUCCCGCGUCCUCCUCCAUGUCCCCGCCUACCCCCGCCGCAGCCCGCCCAGUCUCCUCCUACCUCCGCAGCCUCGCCGAGUCCUCGGUGCGGGCUGCGAGCGGGACCCGCGGAGCUGCGCUGUCCUCGACGCCUCCGCCGGCCGCGGGCUGAGGAGCCAGCAAGAGCUGGCCCGGCCCCUGCCGCCGCCGCCCAACCCCAGGCAUCUGCCCUGCGCCGUUGUCCCAGCGGCUUCGGGCCGGCGGGACCGCCCCGUCCCUUCCAGGGGUGACCCGGGGGUCGCGGGCGGGACGGCGCCUGCGGCCGAGUCUGGGGAGCGCCGGGUGUCGGGUCCGGAAGCGGCCGCCGCGACUCUUGCUUCGCGGGCGUCGUUGCUCCGCGGGCCGGCCUCCACGCGCGGGGACAGGUGCCCCGGCUGGGGUCUGUCGGGAAGAUGGCGACCCCGGGCAUGAGCUGGCAGCAGCACUAUUACGGCGGCUCGGCGGCCGGGGCGGCCAAAUUCGCGCCCUCGCCGGCCACCGCACAGCUGGCUGGGCACAGCAUGGACUACAGCCAGGAGAUGCACCUGAAAAUGAGCAAGAAAAUCGCCCAGCUCACCAAGGUAAUAUAUGCUUUAAACACUAGAAAUGAUGAGCAUGAAUCUGCAAUUCAAGCCCUCAAAGAUGCUCAUGAAGAAGAAAUUCAACAAAUUCUUGCAGAAACAAGAGAAAAAAUAUUGCAGUAUAAAAGCAAAGUAACAGAGGAGCUAGACCUUAGAAGAAAGAUUCAAGUUUUAGAAGCAUCAUUAGAAGAUCACAUAAAAAUGAAGCAGCAGGCUUUGACAGAAUUUGAAGCUUAUAAGCACAGAGUUGAGGACAUGCAACUUUGUGCAGAAGCCCAGCAUGUCCAACGCAUAGUGACCAUGUCUAGAGAAGUCGAAGACAUUAGAAGGAAAUUUGAAGAAAAAUUACGGAGCUUUGGACAACUUCAAGUACAGUUUGAAAAAGACAAACGAUUGGCAUUAGAAGACUUGCAAACUGCUCACAGACAAGAGAUACAAGAGCUAUUGAAGUCACAGCAGGAUCACAGUGCCUCAGUAAAUAAAGGCCAGGAGAAGGCAGAGGAACUACACAAAAUGGAGGUGGAGUCCUUAAACAAAAUGCUUGAGGAGCUAAGACUUGAACGGAAGAAACUAAUUGAGGAUUAUGAAGGCAAGUUGAAUAAAGCUCAGUCCUUUUAUGAACGUGAGCUUGAUACUUUGAAAAGGUCACAGCUUUUUACAGCAGAAAGCCUACAGGCCAGCAAAGAAAAGGAAGCUGAUCUUAGAAAAGAAUUUCAGGGACAAGAAGCAAUUUUACGAAAAACCAUAGGAAAAUUAAAGACAGAGUUACAGAUGGUACAGGAUGAAGCUGGAAGUCUUCUUGACAAAUGCCAAAAGCUUCAGAUGGCACUUGCCACAGCAGAGAACAAUGUUCAGGUUCUUCAAAAACAGCUUGAUGAUGCCAAGGAGGGAGAAAUGGCCCUAUUAAGCAAGCACAAAGAAGUGGAAAGUGAGCUAGCAGCUGCCAGAGAACAUUUACAACAGCAAGCUUCAGAUCUUGUCCUCAAAGCUAGUCAUAUUGGAAUGCUUCAAGCAACUCAAAUGACCCAAGAAGUUACAAUUAAAGAUUUAGAAUCAGAAAAAUCAAAAGCCAAUGAGAGAUUAUCUCAACUUGAAGAGGAAAGAGCUUUUUUGCAAAGCAAAACCCAAAGUCUGGAUGAAGAGCAAAAGCAACAGAUUCUAGAACUGGAGAAGAAAGUAAAUGAAGCAAAGAGAACUCAGCAAGAAUAUUAUGAAAGGGAACUUAAAAACCUGCAAAAUAGAUUGGAAGAGGAGGUGACUCAAUUAAACGAGGCCCAUUCUAAGACUUUAGAAGAAUUAGCUUGGAAGCACCAUAUGGCAAUUGAAGCUGUCCACAGUAAUGCAAUUAGGGAUAAGAGAAAACUGCAAAUGGAAUUGGAAGAACAACAUAACAAAGAUAAACUAAACCUGGAAGAGGAUAAAAAUCAGCUUCAACAAGAGCUAGAAAACCUAAAGGAAGUACUGGAAGACAAGCUGAAUACAGCCAAUCAAGAGAUUGGCCGCCUCCAAGAUCUGGUAAGGAAAAGUGAACAAGGUCUUGGCUCUGCAGAAGGACUUAUUGCUAGUCUUCAGGACUCCCAGGAAAGGCUUCAGAAUGAGCUUGACUUGACUAAAGACAGCCUAAAGGAGACCAAGGAUGCUCUAUUAAAUGUGGAGGGUGAGCUAGAACAAGAAAGGCAACAGCAUGAAGAAACAAUUGCUGCCAUGAAAGAAGAAGAAAAGCUCAAAGUGGACAAAAUGGCCCAUGACUUAGAAAUCAAGUGGACUGAAAAUCUUAGACAAGAGUGUUCUAAACUUCGUGAAGAGUUAAGGCUUCAACAUGAAGAGGAUAAGAAGUCAGCAAUGUCUCAACUUUUGCAGUUGAAAGAGCGAGAGAAAAAUGCAGCAAGAGAUUCAUGGCAGAAGAAAGUAGAAGAUCUCUUAAACCAGAUUUCCUUGCUGAAACAGAAUCUGGAGAUACAGCUUUCCCAGUCUCAGACUUCUUUGCAACAACUGCAAGCCCAGUUUACGCAAGAACGACAGCGGCUUACACAAGAGCUUGAAGAAUUAGAGGAGCAACAUCAGCAAAGACACAAAUCAUUAAAAGAAGCACACGUCCUUGCAUUUCAAACUAUGGAAGAGGAAAAGGAAAAGGAGCAAAGAGCUCUUGAAAAUCAUUUACAACAGAAGCAUUCUGCAGAGCUUCAAUCACUAAAAGACGCACACAGAGAGUCAAUGGAGGGCUUCCGGAUAGAAAUGGAACAGGAACUUCAGACUCUUCGGUUUGAAUUAGAAGAUGAAGGAAAAGCUAUGCUUGCUUCCUUGCGCUCAGAACUCAACCAUCAACACGCAGCUGCAAUUGAUUUGUUACGGCAUAAUCAUCAUCAAGAAUUGGCAGCUGCUAAAAUGGAAUUAGAGAGAAGCAUAGACAUCAGCAGAAGACAGAGUAAGGAGCACAUGUGUAGAAUUACAGAUCUACAAGAGGAAUUAAGACACAGAGAGCAUCACAUCUCUGAAUUGGAUAAGGAGGUUCAGCACCUUCAUGAGAAUAUAAGUGCCCUAACCAAAGAACUGGAAUUUAAGGGGAAAGAAAUUCUCAGAAUACGAAGUGAAUCUAACCAACAGAUAAGGUUGCAUGAACAAGAUUUAAACAAGAGACUUGAAAAAGAGUUGGAUGUCAUGACAGCAUACCACCUCAGAGAGAAAAAUAUCAUGCGGGCAGAUUUUAAUAAGACUAACGAGCUACUCAAGGAAAUAAAUGCAGCUUUACAAGUGUCAUUAGAAGAAAUGGAAGAAAAAUAUCUAAUGAGAGAAUCAAAACCAGAAGAUAUACAGAUGAUUACAGAAUUAAAAGCCAUGCUUACAGAAAGAGACCAGAUCAUAAAGAAACUAAUUGAGGAUAAUAAGUUUUAUCAGCUGGAAUUAGUCAAUCGAGAAACUAACUUCAACAAAGUGUUUAACUCAAGUCCUACUGUUGGUGUUAUUAAUCCAUUGGCUAAGCAAAAGAAGAAGAAUGAUAAAUCACCAACAAACAGGUUUGUGAGUGUUCCCAAUCUAAGUGCUCUGGAAUCUGGUGGAGUGGGCAAUGGACAUCCUAACCGCCUGGAUCCCAUUCCUAAUUCUCCAGUCCACGAUAUUGAGUUCAACAGCAGCAAACCACUUCCACAGCCAGUGCCACCUAAAGGGCCCAAGACAUUUUUGAGUCCUGCUCAGAGUGAAGCUUCUCCAGUGGCUUCUCCAGAUCCCCAGCGCCAGGAGUGGUUUGCCCGGUACUUCACAUUCUGAAAGAAUUGUGUUGGCACAGCUCUGUAUGGACUGUUACUAAGAGCAUGACUUCAUACAGAUUGUUAUGUAAAUAGGCUUUCCUAUGUCAAACACUGUGAAUGAGAAAGUAUUUGUCACUCUCCAACUUGAAAAUGCACUGUAUUUCCUGUGAUAUUUAUUGGAAUCAUUCUAUAAGGUAGUAUAUUAUGUGUGUAAUUAUAACUGUUAUUUUUAUUUGAGAUGGAAGAGUCUUUAAACUUUGUAAUUCCUGCAUAAUAAAUUUUGUUAGAA
Messenger RNA from Nomascus leucogenys (northern white-cheeked gibbon), 4145 nucleotides. RefSeq names its product family with sequence similarity 184 member A (gene FAM184A). The record is from RefSeq and is a predicted model, not a curated record. NCBI's taxonomy places the organism in Eukaryota, Metazoa, Chordata, Mammalia, Primates, Hylobatidae.